AGCAAAGAGCAGUUCGUCUCGAGACUGUAAUCCUAUAGUAAUUAUAUUAUUGUACGUAUGUGUGAAUUCAAUACAUCAUCUAAAUAGGUCGUAUACCACGAGGGUACACACAGUUAAGCGUAUUUGACUUGGAUGCAAACUUUUGGUCGCACUACGCUCACUGCGCACGUUCCCUUACCAGGAAGAAGCCAGAAGCAACAGAUGAGAUACUUCACCGUGCUGCAGAGCAGAAACAUUUCGUCCACCUGGUUUCGGCGAACGCGUGUUUGCAAUAGUUAUAGGAAUCUGCUUAUUUGGAAUUUGGCUGAGACAUUGGUACCAAUUCUUGCUUUGAUUCUCUUCACUCGAAGUUUUGGAGUCAUGGUCACGCGUGCUGCCAGUGUCUAGAGUUUGCUUCUUUUCCCAGCUACGGGAGGUCAAGAUCAAGUCCUGCCUGGUGAAGAACACAUCACUGUUGGGUUCUGAUGGCAGAGAAUCUUCCGGCUGGGUUGCUGGAAGCUUGUGUGGUCAUUGGAGCUGACAGCGAUAAGCUGAAACAAGUUUACCAGGAAAGGGAGUUCCCGGUGGUAGAUGCAGAAGUCCUGCAGGUGCAUGCUCCCCCCUUUGUGGUGAAGGAGGCUGCAGGGGCGGCCCCGGGGCCCAACACUAUCAGCAGGGUCCAGCGACGCCGCUCCUUCAUCAAGAGGAAGAGGGAGAGACACAGGGGACCUCCAGGCGAAGAAGAUGACGUCAAAAACGGCGAAGGCGACACCAACAACAUCAGCGUUCCAACGGACAUUGACCUCGUGGCCCUGCCCCAGCUCUGCUUCCCUGGAGGCCUUCAGAUAUCAAAUGACUCAAGAGAAGACUGCUUCCAUUUCCUGGUUUUCACUGAUGUAUUUGGCAACCAGACACAUGGGGUGGUGGUUCAGUAUUACCGGCCUGUACAGUUCUCCAAAGACAGUACGCUGCAACAAAAUGGAGACUGGCCUUCGUCAAAGUCGCCAAGACUAUACAGCCCUUUUGGGAUCUGUGUCAUAUCCAAGUAUCCUUACUACAAUGCCCUCAGGGACUGCCUCUCAUGCCUGCUAGUGCAGCUGAGAACGUGUCGCACGAUGGACUUCGAGGAGCAGGUGAAGGAGUUCGCCUCCAGGCUGGCGCUGGUGCCCAUACCGCCUCCGGGACAGCUCCACGUGGCGUUUGGCCUCCGGCCCCUGCAGAUUGUGCUGCCCUCCAGAGAAGACAAAGAUAGCCCUGCUGUGGACCUGGAUCUCCACCUGCCCUUCCUGUGUUUCAAACCCAGACAGCUUUUACAGAUCGUCACCUGCAUCAUGACGGAGCAGCGGGUGGUGUUCUUCUCCUCGGACUGGGCCCUGCUCACGCUCAUGGCCGAGUGCUUCAUGCUGUACAUCCGCCCGCUGCUCUGGCAGCACCCGUACGUGCCCAUCCUCUCCAGCCAGAUGCUGGACUUCCUGAUGGCCCCCACUGCCUUCCUCAUGGGCUGCCACCUGCACAACUUUGAGGCUGCCACGGAAAUGGAGGACCUGGUUUUGAUCAACAUCGAUGAUGGAACGGUGUCGUACUCCGGUUCUGAUGAUGACAACAUCCCGGAAAUGCCGCUGGAAGCUACAGAGUGUUUCAUAAAACGGAGGGAGGGGCUUCGGGUGCACUAUGACCUGGAAGUCUGUCGCCUGGGGGCCAGCACAGACCUUAACGAGCUGCGGUCACAGAGGAGGCAGUGGCAAGAGAAGCUCAACAGAGAAAUCCAGGCUAUCAUGCUAGAGCUAAUUGUCAACAUCUUCAGGGAAGUCCAUGAUCAUCUCAAUUAUGAACACAGAGUGUUUAACAGUGAGGAGUUCCUGAGGUCCAGGGAACCCAAGGAUCAGCAAUUUUAUAAACAGGUUUUGGACACGCACAUAUUUCAUUCCUUUCUGAAAGACCGUCUGAACAGGAAGAUGGAUUCUUUCACACGCAUGGAGCUGACCACUCGCUCAGAGGCACAGAGGAUGAAGUUAUCGAACGACAGCCCCCGCAGACCUACCAUGCAGGAGAUGGCCCGCAAGCACUCCCUCCCCGAGCAUCGAAUGAGCAAACGCCUGGGCCCGAGCCUGCCCAGUCUGGGGCCGGAGAAUCUGCUCGGACCGCCCUACACGCAAGCCACGCUACAGAAACUCAUCCUGGAGAGCGGGUCCCUGAAGGUUUCGAGAACUAUUAAAACCUUCAAGCUCCCAGAGUUUCCCCCGCCGCUGGCAUAUCAGUACGUUCAGAACUACUACGCCGAGCUCAUCGGCCUGCUGGGGAAGGCCAUCGCCUCCGUGCCUCCGGAAAAUUCCACCCUGCUGGCCAGGUACUACUACCUGCGUGGCUUCAUGAACACCGUGGGCGGGAAGCCGGUGGACGCCCUGGCCGACUUCCAGACCCUGUGUAAGACGGACAUGGACAUCUUCCCCGGCGAGCUGGUGAAGGAGCUGGCCAACGCGCUGUCUCAGAGGGAGCGCGAGCAGGCGGAGCGGCAGCCUGAGAUCAGGCGCCUCCUCAGCAAGGUGAAGAAGGAGCAGGACGGCGAGCGGGGGCGCCGCGACGACGGCGUCAAGAAGUUCCAGCUGCCCACCACGCACAUGCGCCUGGAGGACUUCGUGAAGCGCGUCCAAGAGUCCGGGAUAGUCAGGGAUAUCGGCACCAUUAACCGCCUUUUUGAGGCGUUGACUGUAGAAUCAUUUAAGGGUUGCUUGGGUGGGCAAGGUGCGGACACAACAAUGGCGCCUUCUUCCAAGUCUGUGUUUUACAUUGAUUCCUGUCUUGAUGGUCAGCUGAAGCAGGUUGACCCGGAAGUGUUCCGCCUCUUUUACACCUUUUGGAAGGAGACCGAGGCAGAGGCACAGGACGUGCACCUGCCCGCCAGCGUCAUACAGCACCUGGACACCAACGAGUGCGUGUAUAAGCUGUCCUGCUCCAUCAAGACCAGCCAGGGAGUGGGAAAGAUCGCCAUGACGCAGAAGAGGCUCUUCCUGCUUACCGAGGGCCGGCUGGGCUAUGUGGAGAUCACCAAGUUCCGAGAUCUUGAGGAGGUGAAAAUAUCCUCUGCGCCCUUCCUGCUGCUGAGGAUACCCUCACUGAAGAUCAAGUGUCAGUUGAAGAAGGAGAUGUUCGAGGCCAACCUCAAGUCUGAGUGCGACCUCUGGAACCUGAUGGUCAAGGAGAUGUGGGCCGGGAGGAAGAUGGCCGACGAUCACAAGGACCCACAGUACAUGCAGCAGGCCUUGACCAAUGUGCUUCUCAUGGACGCUCUGGUUGGCUGCCUGCAGUCACAGAAGGCCAUCUUCGCCGCCUCUAAGCUGGCGUACUUUGACAGGAUGAAGCUGGAAGUACCUAUGAUGGUGCCAAAAACGACAUCUGAGACGCUGAAGCACAAGAUAAACCCCUCCCUGGACCAAAUCUCCCCACAGGGCGUGGACGUCUUGCUCUACACACCUGGUCAGCUGAGCUCCGACCCGGAUGGGGACGGGAACCCCAAGCUGUGGUGCGCACUGAAUGAUGGGAAGGUGGUGGUGUUCGAUGCAGCCAGCUGGUCCAUGCAGCAGAACUGCAUUCAAGUGGGGGUUUCCCAACUGAAUUGCAUGCUGGGAAUGGACCUGCAUCAGGUAUGGAUUGGCUCCCAGGACUCGACAAUUUACAUCAUCAAUGCCCGCAGCAUGUCCUGCCACAAGCAGCUGACGGAGCACCACAGUGAGGUCACAGACUUCGCCCUGGAGGAGAGGAGUGACAAAUACAGCCCAAUGCAGGCUUACUCCUGCAGUAUAGAUGGGAUGAUUAUAAUCUGGGACGUGUCCACACUCCAAGUGAAGAAGCAGUUUCGGCUGACCUGCGACAGGCUGCAGUCCAUUCAGCUCUCCAGCGGAACACUGUGGUGCUGUGCCAGAGACUGCGUCGUGGAGCUGAGGAAGAACGGAGUGGUGCAUCGGAGGGUGUCUCUUCCGGAACAACUCCAGAGCAAGCCCGCUGGGUUCAGCGGCUUCACCUUCCUCACUGAGAAGGACCAGGUGUGGACCGGCUGUGCAGAUGUGGCAGAGCUGUGCAUAUGGGACACCAGGGACCUGUCCAAACCUUACCAGAGGAUUCCGCUGGCAGACUGCAAGGGCGUCACCUGCAUGAUCAGAGUCAAGAACCAGAUCUGGGUGGGCUGCCAGGGAUUGAGCUACGGGAAGGUGCGGGGGAAGAUCUACGUGGUGGACAUGGAGCGGCUGAGCGUGGAGAAGGAGCUUGUCGCGCACACAGACAGCGUGCAGGCCCUGUGCUCGGCCGAGGACCGCUACGUCCUCAGCGGCUCCGCCAGCGAAGAUGGCAAAAUUGCCAUCUGGAAGGUGGAAUAAGAGCCUUCAGUCCUGGCGCUGCCCCCUGGUUUCCAGGAGGGCCGAGGACCUCUGCAGUUCAGAAGAUGUGAGGUAGACACGGAGCAUUUCAGAAAUAUGCCAGAAAAUACAGAUAUCUACCUGAUACGACUCUUCCUGGACCGUUAUUGUUAUGUUGGGGAAGUUUGUUGGCAGUGUUUUCUGUGCACUACUGCACCCAUAUUAAAGACACUGUCUCAUCUGCAUUACUGGAUCAAAUGGCCUCUUUGCUGCUGAUGGAGGCUGGACAUUGGUGUAUAAACUACCUGAACUGGAAGAACAAAGUACUACAAAGUACCCCCUCUCUCUCCUCUUUCACUUGCUCACUCACACACACACACACACACACACACACUUCUAUUUGCUUUCUUGAGUAUUAAACAUUUACUUUAUCAACUCCUCAAAUUAUGAUCAUAGAUCACAAUGAGUACUUUUAAGCCAUAACCUUUAUGUUUUGUGUACUUUGUACUCCCACAAAUAAAUGUAUCCAUUUUUGUGAACAUGAACAUUUCUCCAACUUCACCAGCAUUUAUGAAAAACAUUUGUUUUUAAGUAUACAUUUAAAGAUUUGUAUGUUGUGAAAUGUAUGUUUUGCUUGGUCCGGGGCUGGCAGUAAACUAUUGGUAGCCCAAGGAAAAUAAUUAUUUGGAGAUUGCGUUUCACGUUAUAUCCAUUUGUUGUUAUCCAAAUGUAUGUUAAUAUUGUUUUAUAUUUAUUCCUGUGUUUUAUUAUUAUAAGUGAAUAGUACUUGUAUUUAGACCAAAAUCUAUAUGAUAGUAUUCUUCUAGAAUUAUGGUGAAUAUUCUGUAUAGCUAUGCUUUUAAGCAAAAAUUAUAUUCUUGUAUUACUGUAUCAUUUUGAAAGCUGAAAGAAAGACCUAAUGGACUUCUCUCACUGAGCUGCUUUACCACUGGGGGGCAGUAGAGACCCUUUCAGCCAUUUUAAGGACGUCCAUCCAGCCAUAUAAAAUAAAAGUAUUAGCAAGUGAAAUUCUUCAAAAGUAGCUAAUACAUAUGGUUUACUGUGAUCAUCAAUGUGUUUGCACAGGAAAUGCGUACCCAUUUAUGUCAUUAAUAUUUUUAAAUUGUCAUUGUAAUGAGGAAUGUG
Molecule: messenger RNA, 5474 nt
Organism: Conger conger (European conger)
Lineage: Eukaryota; Metazoa; Chordata; Actinopteri; Anguilliformes; Congridae
Gene: dennd3a
Product: DENN/MADD domain containing 3a
Exons: 25
Coding region: 465-4349 (1294 amino acids)
Biological process (GO): regulation of Rab protein signal transduction
Cellular component (GO): cytoplasmic vesicle
Molecular function (GO): protein binding
Source: RefSeq, a predicted model, not a curated record